This is a messenger RNA of Biomphalaria glabrata, 1184 nucleotides long. RefSeq lists its product as uncharacterized. The record is from RefSeq and is a predicted model, not a curated record. Gene Ontology annotation, biological process: mitochondrial respiratory chain complex I assembly. The transcript has 4 exons. Lineage: Eukaryota; Metazoa; Mollusca; Gastropoda; Planorbidae. Bases 94 to 693 code for a protein of 199 amino acids.
AAUCAAUGUUUUGAAAAUACUUUUUCCGGUAUCCAAUGUCACUUUCUUUCGUUUCUAGACUCUUUUCGUAAAACAUUAAAAAAACAAAAUAAAAUGCAAAGUGAACCUAGAUACAAUACUGAUAUUUCUACUGAACAUUUCUUCAAAUACAGAGAAAAGCCAAGGCCACGUUUACUUUCAAAAUUAGUCAUCGGGAGUGACCGUGAUGUUAUUCAGAGAGUUGUCGAUGGCAGCAAAGCUGGAGCAUUCUUUGCUGCUGCAUCUGCUGCAAUGGUGUAUACCUUGGAACCUAAAGGACAAACACUUACAGUCUCCAGAGGUAUAGAAAGAAUUGUUAAACACAGUCCACCAUUCUUUAUCUCAGGCUUGACAUAUGGUCUUGCUGUUGGGAUGUCGGCGAAGAUUCGAAACAAAGAUGGCCCAUUGAAUCACAUAAUUGGUGGCAUUGCAAGUGGUACAAUGUUUGGAUCUUGGUAUAAGUCCCCAGCUGUUGGUGUCACUGUAAGCAUAGUGUUAGCUACUUUGGGUGGUGUGUACAAAGCAGCUGUGGAUGGUAAUUAUUUGGCUCUUGCAUAUCCCAGGCGUCCAAGGGUUCUUAACAUGUACAAAAUGGGAUGGUUGACAGAGCGUCCUGACCAAGAAGGCAUUCAGGAUGCAGACAAAGAUGAUGUAUAUAAAUACUACAAACCUUGAUUGAUUUACUAGUGUUUCAGAUUAAGUUUUAGAAAAGUUUUUUUUGUUUGUUGAUAAAUGGUUAACAAAAGACUUUGUGACUUGAUUAGAAAUAACAUUUCUCUUCAUAUCUCACUAUUAGGAAAGUGACUCAGUCUGAGAAAAUGUAAUCUUUGAAGCAUUGAUAUUUUUUUGACUGGCAGAUCUUGCUAUACUUAAGGCACAUUGUGUUUUAGAUUGUUUUAAUUCCUACAUUGACUUAUUUGAAUAAAGCACAGAUAGUUAGCUGUAUUAAACUAAUGGAUUUAUAUUAAAUUGUCAAUGAGGCUUUGGUUUAGUGCAUCUGUUGUAAUGUAAUAUUCUUUUACUUAACAAACAUUCUUUUUUGCUAGCAAAUGUGUAUUUAUUCUAACAGAUCCUAAAAUUUACAUUUCUUGUUACUAAGAAAACAAAAGAUGUAUAAAUGUGUAUUUUUCAAACCUGUGUGUAUUAAACAACUUUGAUUACAUUAA